Molecule: messenger RNA, 168 nt
Organism: Dibothriocephalus latus
Lineage: Eukaryota; Metazoa; Platyhelminthes; Cestoda; Diphyllobothriidea; Diphyllobothriidae
Source: the annotation of a GenBank genome assembly
AACACCUCCAUCUCUUCCGAAGUUGAAGUUUCGAUAUCAGACGAGGAGCUGGUUGAUCUCUUCGAGAAGAUCAAAUUUUCAAUCAUUCUGCUGGCGCGUCUCCAGGGUUUCGUGUCGGAGCCAAACCCACCCCUGCUGACUCAUCGCCUGUUCACAAUUCUGCAGUGA